Paramecium sonneborni is the source of this 547-nucleotide messenger RNA. The record is from the annotation of a GenBank genome assembly. Lineage: Eukaryota; Ciliophora; Oligohymenophorea; Peniculida; Parameciidae.
AUGAAUUUUAAAAGUAACUCUUCCUUUUAAUUAAGAUUAGAAGUUGAUCAUCUAAAACGAAUUUAUUUUACAGUAAAUAUCCCCUAACACAUUAAUAAAGAAUUUCAAUAUUUAAGAGAUAAAACUAAUUAGAUUCUUAAUUAAAGAGAAUAGAAAUUAAUUUCACUUAUUGAUAAUUAAUGGAUUCACAACAAAUCCUUAAAUAAUAUCAUUGAUCAUAAUGAUAAAUGGUAAAUAAUAUGAAAAGAGAUUAGAAUUAGUUUUAUCCAUAUUAUGAUAUAGAUCACAAGAAGUAAUUAAUAAAUAUGAAAAAGAUAAAAUUAGAUUAGUUACAAAAGUGAGAGAAUAAAUUAAUUAAGUAAAAAGUGUUUUGAAUAGAUUAUUUUAUAUUAGAAAUUAAUAUUAAUUGAAUUAAUAAUAGAUCAGGUUAGAUAAAAUGUUAAAUUUGGAGAAUUCUCCAAAAUCAAGUGAAAAUUGCUUAUUUAAAAGUGCAAUUCAUUUAUAUAUUCCUUAGGAAUAUCAUAUAUCAACCUUAUUACACAUCUGA